AUGGAUUCAGAAACGCCUGAUCUAGGCCCUUCCUGUCAACCACUGGACCUCUCUACCCAGCCACAAAGCACCUCUGAUCAAAGGACCUCAGGAUCAGAACCAAGUGAAAAUGAGCAGAUGUCCAGCCAAUCAGACAGCAAUUCCAGAAAGCACACUGAAGGAUCAGCUCAGAUGGUGAAAACAGCCAGGAAAAGACGACACUCUUCCAAGGACUCAAGCUGGUUUUCCAUAGGAAAUGAGGGCAGCUCCCCUGGGAAAAAGAGACUCAAGACUUCAGUAAAGAAAGCUGAGCCAAAAGCCAAUGGCCACCAAGAUGGAUUAGCCCAUUGCCCAGAGCCUCAGGGCACAUACCCACCACCAAUUCGGAAGAGCCUGGUGAACUUUCUGCGGGGGAAGUCUGAGGAGAUUUAUGGAGACACAGUCCAGAUGCAGGACCAGCAGUAUGGUUCCCUGCUCAACCAGGAGCAGCUCUCUCAGCUCAGACAGCUCUCAGAGUCUCUGACAGCUAUGGUGCACACCUUCUACAGCAUGGCCAACCAGGCAGGCUUUGGCUUCCCUGCUGAGGGCUGGCUUGUCCCAGCCCCCAUGUCUUCCCCUCAGGAGCUGGUUGGCAAGGAAUCUCAGAGUCCUUUGUUGGAGGGCGGAGAGAAGACCACAGAUCCUGUCAGCUCAUCGGACAAGUCCUGA
Molecule: messenger RNA, 687 nt
Organism: Grammomys surdaster
Lineage: Eukaryota; Metazoa; Chordata; Mammalia; Rodentia; Muridae
Product: protein FRG2-like
Exons: 4
Coding region: 1-687 (228 amino acids)
Source: RefSeq, a predicted model, not a curated record